ACGCAAUGGCCCUCAAGCGCAUCAACAAGGAGCUCCUCGAUCUCGGCCGCGACCCGCCGUCGUCGUGCUCGGCGGGCCCGACCGGCGACAACCUGUUCAGCUGGCAGGCGACCAUCAUGGGGCCGAGCGACUCGCCCUACUCGGGCGGCGUCUUCUUCCUCACGAUCACGUUCCCGACCGACUACCCGUUCAAGCCGCCCAAGGUCGCCUUCACGACCAAGAUCUACCACCCGAAUAUCAACGCCAACGGCUCGAUCUGCCUCGACAUCCUCCGCGAGCAGUGGUCGCCCGCGCUCACCAUCUCGAAGGUCCUCCUCUCGAUCUGCUCGCUCCUGACCGACCCGAACCCGGACGACCCCCUCGUGCCCGAGAUUGCCAACCUGUACAAGACGGACCGCGCGCGGUACGAGUCGACGGCGCGGGAGUGGACGAGGAAGUACGCCACCUAAACGCUCGACUCGAACGGUGCCGAGGCGACGGACGGCGUGGAGGAGUGGCAGGUUCUCUUCGAGGGCGACCGCGGGCGACCAGUUGCCGGGGCGUGAGGAGGCGAGACGGGGCGGCGGGUUCCUCGGACCUCGUCGCUCGCUCUCGCUCUCUCUCUCUCUCGCUCUCGGUGCUGCCGCUUCGCUGGCGGUCCCUCGUGCGCUUUGUCGUAUCUGUGUCUCCCGAAUCCAGUACCUUUUCUCUCUUC
Rhodotorula graminis WP1 is the source of this 694-nucleotide messenger RNA. RefSeq lists its product as uncharacterized. Gene Ontology annotation, molecular function: ubiquitin conjugating enzyme activity. The record is from RefSeq and is a predicted model, not a curated record. Gene Ontology annotation, biological process: ubiquitin-dependent protein catabolic process; protein polyubiquitination. The transcript has 6 exons. Gene Ontology annotation, cellular component: nucleus. Lineage: Eukaryota; Fungi; Basidiomycota; Microbotryomycetes; Sporidiobolales; Sporidiobolaceae. Bases 6 to 449 code for a protein of 147 amino acids.